Molecule: messenger RNA, 4172 nt
Organism: Rhincodon typus (whale shark)
Lineage: Eukaryota; Metazoa; Chordata; Chondrichthyes; Orectolobiformes; Rhincodontidae
Product: natural cytotoxicity triggering receptor 3 ligand 1-like
Exons: 5
Coding region: 1-960 (319 amino acids)
Biological process (GO): immune response; positive regulation of T cell proliferation; T cell costimulation
Cellular component (GO): external side of plasma membrane
Source: RefSeq, a predicted model, not a curated record
AUGGAACUUCGCCCCGUGCUCAUCCUGAUCCUUUCUUGUACAGCGGCCGCUGAAGUGACUCAAUUUCUGAAACCGUCCAGUGCAGUCGUAGGACAGACAGUGACUUUUUACUGCUCGUUCCCGCUCUUCCGAGAUCCAAAACAAAUCACGGUGCACUGGUGGAAAGACGGCGACCGCGAAUUCUUGAACUCAAAACAGGAUUCGAGGAGAGAGUUCCAGAUAGAGAGCAAAGCCAGCGCCAUUCUGCGCAUUCACAAUGUGCGUUUUGGAGACGCUGGCGUCUAUUAUUGCAGAGUGCAGGGUGAACAUACUGGAAAUGGAACUGGCAAACGGCUGGAUGUAAGCGCUUCUCCAUGUCCUCUGAAGAUUAUUCCAAAGUUUUCUGCAAACGGCUUUCUAACAUGUAUAUGUAAAACAUCUGCGUUCUAUCCUGAUGAUUACACUAUUGCUUGGCGUAAAGAUGGUCAAAAUGUUGGAACGGGAAUAAAGACAUCCAGAACAAAGAAUGCUGAGGGACUUUAUGAAGUUACCAGUUAUUUGGUAGAAACACAGCCGGUUCAUCCUGGAACUGUUUAUGUCUGUGAGGUAUCACACUCUACCCUCAAGGAUCCAACUAGGGCCAAUUACACUGUUGGCAUUCCAGAUCGUAGUUUCAGUGAAUCUUUUCCUUGGUGGAUCUACAUCUGUGUAGCAAUAUCUGCACUGAUUCUGACUAUUAUUGUGGUGGUCAUUUGUCGUAAAUGCUGUAAACGUAAAGCUCCUAAAGGUAAUAUUCGAACGAGACAAUGUGUUCGAUGCUCUGAGCCAAUACCAAUGAAUCCCAAAUGCAAAGAACAAGGAUUAAGAAAAAAUAAUCGUUCAACGCCAGCUGUGAACCCAAGAGCUGGACCAAAUGUUAAUGAAACUGCAUCAAAACACAAGAAACACCGUAAGAAGGAGAGGGACCCUGAGUGUCCUUGAUGGUUAAAGAAGCAAUCUGAAGUGUAUUUUAUAAUGACCAUAGGUUCUCUUUGGAGAGCACCAACAUUGUUAUGGGCAGCAUACAUUCAUAAAUGAGGUUAUGAGAUAAUCCAGGGGAGUUGCAAAGUCAGAAAGUUUCUGUUUUUAACUGUAUUUGUUAACUCACUAAACUUUACUUUUCUUCUGUAAGUCAAUAUCUCCAAAUUGAUAAUACCCUUAUCUCUGAUCAAUUUUGAUAAUUAGGCCAACAUCUUCACUGGGUGUCCACUGUUUUCUGUAAUCAUUGUGAGUUCAUUCAUUUUUUUUGAAGGAACCCCAUAUUUAGGAAAGUACAACGAACAGAAAUCUAAUUUAAUGCUUGUUCCCCAGCCACACUCAUUCUGUGUAUCUUCAAGAAGUUAUAGAAUAAAUUGCCUCAUUCAUAUCCAGGAUACAGAGUUUGAAUCCACCAUUGAUAGCCUGUAAAUAAAAUUUCAGUCUUUAUUCAUUACCCCUUCUGUGGAAUUCAAGCACAUAUUCGCCCCUGCUUUCGAUAAUUUGGGAAUUGUUUGACAAUUUAAAAUAGGUGAUAGGCAAAAUGGCCUGCCAAUUCCCUAUCUCAAUUUAUAUUUACCCAGACUGUAGAAAAUCCAAGCAAGAGCUUCUACAGGUAUUGAUAAAGGAAAACAAAGUCAGUGAAGCAUAUGUUGGUCCUCUAGCGAUUGAGAAUUAGGAGUUAACAGUUGAUACUAAGGAAAUAGUGGUCAAAAUUAACAAAUAUUUUGCUUCUAAAUUCACUACAGAGGAUAAAGAAAGCGUUGCAGUAAUAGCUGUUAAUCAGAAGGUGAAGAGAAGAGGGAAACUUCAUGAAGUUACAAUUACAAAGGAGGCAGUGCUGAGAAAACUGUUAGAGCUGUAGGUUGAUUAGGCUUGGAUUUCGUCCUGGGGUCUUAAAAGCGGAAGCUAAUGUGGAAGUUGGUGUGUUUGUGUUAGUUUUUUAGAAUUCUCAAGAUGCUGGAAAAUUUCAUCAGACUAGAAAGUAGCAAACAAAAUGUCUGUACUCAAGAAGGGAGGGAUGCAGAGAAAACUGGAACUACCGGCCAGUUAGCUUGACAUCCAUCAUGGCAGAAGAUGUUACAGUACGACAUCAAGGAGAUUAUAGCUGGGAAAUUAGGAAAACACAGGAUAAUGCAUGAAAAUGAGAUUGGCUUUGUGAAGAGUGGUUAUGUUUAAUCAAUUUAUUGGAGUUCUUUGAAGUAGUAAUAUGACUAAAAUCUACCCAUUGAUGUACUUUUCUUGGAUUUCCAGAAGGAGGUUGGCCAUGUGCCACAAAAAAGAUUCUUGUGUAAAGUAGGAAUGAAUUGUAUAGUGAUUACAUCGAUGGCUAACAUGGAUAGAAGAUGAGGAGCUGGCAGGCAAAAAUAGAGAAUGCUUUCAUGCAUCUUUUUCUGAUUGGCUGGAUGUGAUGAGUGGGAUUCUGUAUUAGUUUAUGCUGGGACUUGAUCUUUUUACAGUUCAUAUCAAUGACUUAGAUGAGGGAAGUGAAAACCUGAUAGUUAUGUUUGCAUGUGACUUAAAGAUAUUCAGAAAAUUAUGUUGUAAAGAGGAUAUAAGGAACUUGCAAUCAGAAAUUCAUGGAUUGAGUGAGUGGGCAAAAAUCUGACAGAUAGAGUAUAAUGUGCAAAACUGUGGAGUUGUUCACUUUGGCAGAUAGAACUUUAAAAAAAAAUGCCGUGUUCUAUUUAAAUGGAGAAUGACUGGACAAUUCUGACGUGGGGAGGGAUCUAGGUGCCCUAAUAUGAGUCAUAAAGUUAGUUUGCAGGUAUAGCAAGUAAUUAAGACGAAUGGAAUGCUAUCCUGAAAAAUUUAACAUUAAACAAGAAUGUUAUGCUUCAGUUACUCAGGGCAUUGCUGAGACCACAUUUUAAGUAUCAUGUGUAGUUUUGGUCUCUUUAUUUGAGGAUGUAAGGAUGUUAGAGAUAUAAAUGUAUUGGAAGUAGUUCAGAGGAGAUGUACUAGAUUGAUACCUUGAAUAUCCACAUUAUCUUGUACGGUUAUGUUCGACAGGCAGCACUUGUUUUCACUGGGGUUUCGAAGAGUGAGGGUAACUUGAAUGAAGAUGACUUAUUUUUCUCUGAGUUCUUGUUCUGCAACUUUUGUAAUCUCAGCCUCAAAAAGUAAUCAAACCAGGACCACUGGAUUUUUUUAGGGCAGCAUUAGGUAGACUCUUGUGAGAUGAAUAAAUCAAAUGUUAUUGAGGGUAUAGAGGAAUGUUGAAUUCUAAACCAACAAACCAGCCUUUAACUUAUUGAGUGGUGAAGCAGGUUUGUGGAGCUGAAUGGCCUUCUACAACAAUUUCAUACAUAUAUAUGUUCUUAUUUUCAGCCAAUAUUUGGAGUUUUAUUCAGUCUUUCACAUGCAACGUUGAGAAUUCAACUGACUCUUCAGGUACUAUAUAUUGCACAACAUUUCAUUACCCUAGUCAUAUACACUUUGUUGAAUUUUUCAGUUUUCUUUUUGUGCUCAAUAGAGUAAUUCUUUUACCUUAUUAGUACCAUGUGCACAGAAUUCCAUUACCCAUUUACAUCACUGUCCAGAAUUCUCUACUCUCUCUCUUUUCAGUAUGCAGGAUCCAGUGCUCAGUUUUUUUUUUAAUCAAAUUUGACUAUCAAUUUCUAUCAUCAAAUAUACACAUUUUAUUGCAUUCUAAAUCUUCAUGUUGCAACUGCUUACAUUGUUAUGUUAAGAAAUAUUAUACCGUUACACUAAAUUUAAAAUUGCAAUCAUUGUCAGAGAUAACAUACUAGGUAAUCUUUAUAAUUUUUAGAGAGCACAGAUAAAAUAGCAUUUUACAAUCUGUUCACUUUAGCAAAGGGUCAAUGUGCAGACCGCUGGAAUUUAAGUUGGUAGAACAGGAUAGUAGAAAUCUGGAAGUCACUGUCUUAAAGGUGUUUGAGAAAGCAAAUUACACACUUGACAAUCAUUUGGAUGCCUGUUUGAAGAACUGUGAUCUGCAAGACUAUGAAGCAUAUACAGCAAUGUGGGAUGAGGCUGAGUAACUUCUCGUUGAUUGGCACAGUCAAGAUGGGUUAAGUUUUUUCCUUCUGUAUCACAAAUUUUCUCUGAUGCUAUGCAUAUUAUUUUUAUAUUCUGGUGCAUGUAUCAUUAGUACAUUAUUUACACUGCUAUCUUGUACCAAAUAUAAUUUGUUAUAAUCAAUUAUAUUUCAAAUA